CACGUCUUCUUUCUGAAUCUCUUCACGCAGAAAUCCUCAAACCCCCGCCAUUAGUUCUACCUUCGUCCUCACAUGGGACCGUAGCUUCGUUCUCACUGCAAAAAGUGAUGCUCUUCCCCAUCUGAUAAACCAUUAAACCUCCAUCCAAAACCCUAACGGACUGCAUCACUCUACCUCCAACGGCACCGUUCAGGCAACUCUGGCCUUAUGCAUGAAUAGCUGUCCCGUCGCUUUUUUCACAUUACGGGGUAAAUGAAGCUUGAAGCCGGGAAAAAAACAUGGUUGGUCUUAAAAUCAACUUGGGAAGCGAUUUUGAUGUAUAAAUCAAUUAGAUUUUUAUAAAUUUUGGGAUGACUCCUGCUUUGCUUCCUAAACAUGUAGCUGCUGUCCUAAAGUACCAAAAGGAUCCCCUCAAAGCACUUGCGAUUUUCAAUUCUGUUAAGAAAGAUGGUUUCAAGCACACGUUGUUAACUUAUAAGUGCAUAAUUGAAAAGCUUGGGUUUCAUGGUGAGUUUGAGGCUAUGGAGAAUGUGCUCAUGGAGAUGAGGGCAAAUGUUGAUAAUAGUUUGUUGGAAGGAGUGUAUAUUGUAGCCAUGAGAAACUAUGGAAGGGAAGGGAAGGUUCAAGAAGCUGUUGAUGUGUUUGAGAGGAUGGACUUCUAUAACUGUGAGCCGUCAGUUUUAUCUUAUAAUACAGCCAUGAACAUAUUAGUUGAGUAUGGGUAUUUCAAGCAAGCCCAUAAACUGUAUUUAAGGAUGAAGGAUAAAGGAAUUGUUUCUGAUGUUUAUACUUUCACCAUAAGGAUAAAGUCAUUUUGUAGGACAAAAAGGCCUCAUGCAGCUUUACGGCUUCUUAACAACAUGCCUUUUCAAGGGUGUGAGCUUAAUGCAGUUGCAUAUUGUACCGCAAUUAGUGGGUUCUACGAAGAAGACUAUCAAGUUGAGGCAUAUGAAUUGUUUAAUAUGAUGCUUAGUAUGGGUAUCUUUCCUGAUAUUGCUACAUUCAAUAAGCUUAUAAAUAUUCUUUGUCGGAAGGGGCAUGUCCAAGAAAGUGAAAAACUGCUCAAUAAGGUGCUCAAGAAGGGAGCAUGCCCGAAUUUGUUUACACUUAAUAUCUUCAUCCAAGGGCUUUGCAGAAAAGGUGCACUUGAUGGGGCUAUCAGUUUGUUUGAUAGUGUGACUAGGGAAGGGCUAAGUCCUGAUGUUGUGACAUACAACACAUUAAUCUGUGGAUUAUGUAAGAACUCCAAGGUUGUAGAAGCUGUGAACUAUCUGCAUAAAAUGGUGAACAAGGGAUUGGAGCCUGAUGGCUUCACUUACAAUACUAUAAUUGAUGGAUUUUGCAAAAUGGGCAUGACACAAGAAGCUGACAAGAUUAUGAAUGAUGCUAUUUUCAAAGGAUUUGUGCCUGAUGAGUUCACAUAUGGCUCACUAAUUAAUGGGUUAUGCCAGGACGGCGACAUAGACCGUGCGCUGGCUCUUUUCAACGAGGUAUUAGGGAAAGGAAUAAAGUGUAGCAUUGGUCUAUAUAACACACUUAUUAAAGGGUUAUCUCAGCAUGGACUUAUUUUGGAAGCAUUGCAGCUAAUGAAUGACAUGUCAGAAAAAGGUAGCAGCCCAGAUAUAUGGAGUUAUAAUAUAGUUAUAAAUGGUUUGUGCAAGAUGGGUUUUGUCUCUGAUGCCAAUAAUCUAAUGAAUGAUGCCAUUGGCAAAGGGUAUAACCCAGACAUUUUCACAUUCAAUACUUUGAUUGAUGGUUACUGUAAACAAUUGAAGUUGGACAAUGCAAUUGAGAUUCUAAACAGCAUGUUGAUCCAUGGUAUCACUCCUGAUGUGAUCACAUAUAAUUCUGUAUUGAAUGGCCUCUGCAAGGCUGGGAAAUCUGAAGAUGUAAUGGAAACGUUCAAAAUGAUGAUGGAAAAAGGAUGUGUGCCCAACAUAAUCACAUAUAAUAUACUUGUAGAGAACCUGUGUAAAGCUCGGAAGGUGAAUGAGGCUCUGGACUUGCUGGAAGAAAUAAGAAACAAGGGAAUGGCCCUAGAUACUGUUAGUUUUGGCACAGUGAUAAGUGGUUUUUCCAAUAAUGGAGAUUUGGAUGGAGCCUACCAACUCUUUAGAAAAAUGGAACAACAAUAUAAUGUGUGUCACACUGUAGUGACCUACAAUAUCAUGAUCAAUGCCUUCUCUGAAAAGCUAGAUAUGCAUAUGGCAGAAAAGCUUUUUCAUGAGAUGCGGGAUAAAGGCUGUGCCCCAGACAGUUAUAGUUUUCGUGUCAUGAUUGAUGGCUUCUGUAAAAUGGGAAAUGUUGAUUCUGGAUAUAAUUUUCUCCUGGAAAAGAUUAAGAAAGGGUUCAUUCCGUCACUGACAACAUUUGGACGGGUAAUAAACUGUCUUAGUGUGCAGCACAGAGUUCAUGAAGCAGUUGGUAUUAUUCGUCUUAUCGUGCACAAUGGGAUUGUCCCCGAGGCUGUGGACACUAUCUUUGAGGCUGAUAAAAAGGCUAUUGCAGCACCUAAGAUAGUCUUGGAAGACUUGUUGAAGAAAAGUCAUAUAACAUAUUAUGCAUACGAACUUCUCUAUGAUGGCAUUAGAGAUAAGAAACUACAAAAGAAAAAGCUUCCAAGUGGGUCUUAGUUUGAAUAUUCAAAGGGCUCCCAGAUUGUAUUCUUUAUUGGAAUGGGAAAUAUAACUUAUAUAAAUGCGUUCUGAUAAAAGUCAAGCAUUUACCAGAAGUUCAAGUAUAAACUUGUUAGCAACCCCAGUGGCAGCUGAAAUAAUUCACUGCAGAAAACAAUGGUAUGCUGGGUCGCCUUUUUCUUUUUUCCUGUGCUCUGUAUUUCUCAGCAGGAUAGUUUAUACCCUUUCAGGUGUUUCAGGGAUUGAUUAAACACUUAACCUACUGAAUGUUGGGAUACAAUUUUGUUGGUCAUAACUUUACCGGUUUGUUACUUGUUUAAAAAUUCAUAGACCAAAUUACUUA
This is a messenger RNA of Manihot esculenta (cassava), 2979 nucleotides long. Its product is annotated as putative pentatricopeptide repeat-containing protein At1g74580. The transcript is spliced from 2 exons. Lineage: Eukaryota; Viridiplantae; Streptophyta; Magnoliopsida; Malpighiales; Euphorbiaceae. The record is from RefSeq and is a predicted model, not a curated record. Gene Ontology annotation, molecular function: protein binding. The coding region runs from base 351 to 2633 and encodes 760 amino acids.